CGUAGCGCGUGAGCGGCAAGGUCAAGUUUCGGCCGGCCAACAGCAACGAGCACGAAGACCACCCACAGCACGAAGAUUAUGUCUUUGGCAACAGUGCCGGCAUCUUCCCGUGCAAGUACGGCCUUGAACGCUACGAGUUCUUCUACCUCAAGUACACGGGGCACCACACUUCGCACACAACGACGACGCCCUUGUACGAAGUGGUGGUCGACUCGAGCUGUGAGAACAACGACGUUAAGAGCAGCAGCAACGAUCCAAUCGCCGAGACGCAGCGCGGCGACUACGAGCCGCUGGCCAAGUUCAAGUCCAACACCGUCUCGAUCGGAACCUUCGACCUUUUCAUUCGGCUCACGAGUGACACGCCCCUCGUGUGGGCCAACCAAGCGGUCAACUUGACGUGGGAGAUCUUUGGCGUCAAGUACGACGUUCUCUCGCAUUCGCGCAAUCGCAACUGCAUUGCGUUCUUCAAAGUGAGCGACAUCCACAACACGCGCAAGUGUGCCAAGGUGGAAAUUGUGCCACCGUCGGCGUUCCUCAAGCCGCACGGGGCGGGGCCAGUCUCGGGGCGGAUGCUCGUCUUUACACCGAGUGAGCCCGGCAUGUAUGAGAUCCGUUUCCUCUUCAACUACUUUCACGAAGCCAAGUUGCACCGGCGCUGCCAAGUGUUUGGCCAACUCGAGGAGCAAAUGCAACACCAGCGCAUCAAGUACCUCUUCCAGCGCCGCGACCUCGCGCGCACACUGAGCCUCCUCCAGCAGCAAACGCUCAGUGCGUGGACGGGAGCGCUCGUGCACACGUACGCGUGGCUGCAUCCCGUCUUGAGCUCCCUCCUAUACAAGCCCGUGGACGACUCGGUCGUCAACAACCCGAGCCUCUAUACGCGCUACAUGGUCCGCGAGGUCGCGAACCAAUUAGCGCUGUUCGCCGAGACGAACGAUUUGCAGCUGCAAGCAUGCAUUGAGAAACUGCUCUCGCCGCUUCGGUCGCAGUCGUUCAUUGCGUUUUUUGGUGACGCGUUCAACGGCAGCGAGGAGAUGCGGACGCACGCCCACACGAUCGAGUUUGUGUCGCCCAACGACGCGAUCCGCGACGUGUUCCUUGACGCCAAGACAAAGAGCAUCAAGCGGUGGCCCGCCCUUGGCGCGGUUUCGGUCAAUGAAUGGGCCUCGCCCAAGAGAUGGCUCCUCCACGACGACAAGGUUCUCCUGGAUGCGGGCCCGGAACACUUCGAGGCGCUCGCGCUCGAGUACCUCAGUCGUCCACUUCUACCAGGUCGCGUCGACAUUCUCGACGAGAUUAUUCUCGACAACCGCGCGCUGCUCAUGACCGCUAACCUGGUGGUCGAAAGCGUCGCGACUGCCGCCUGUGGUUUGUACGAGCCCGCGAUUGCGAGCGUGGUCCAAAGCUUCCUCAAGCAAGCCAAGCAAGCGGGAAAGCUAGGGCUCUUCCAAGACCUCGCGGUGCCGCUGCAAGAUGAAAUCCGCAACCAUAUCCAGCGGCUCAUCCGCGCGCUCUUUGAGACACACAGCGUGUCCGGUGACCGCUUUGUGGGCUGGGACACGGACGCGGCGUGCCCGCAAUUGGGGCUGGAUGUGCUCCAGCACCAGGCGCUCCGGGCGUGGCUCAAACCGAAGUGCGUGCACGGCAUCGUCAAAGUGCUCAAGCGUCGCUUCGCACACACGGCGGCGACGAAACUGAAUUGCUGCCGCCACCCCACAUUUCCUCCGAUGUCCACGACUGCCGUCGAGCUGGGCCAGCGCACUGGCACAUCGGUCGUCUACUUUCUCAGCGAAGCCAAGACGGCUUCGGACGAAGCGACGCACGCGUCGUAGAGCGUCUGUGUGUAUCCAUGUGCAAAUGCGUGUUAAUAACAACCACUUGAUGUGAAAAUGACUGAAAUGGAGGCUGGUUGCGGAUAAUGCACUAGUGCAGCGCUGUUGUA
Saprolegnia parasitica CBS 223.65 is the source of this 1942-nucleotide messenger RNA. RefSeq lists its product as hypothetical. The coding region runs from base 570 to 1832 and encodes 420 amino acids. The transcript has 4 exons. Lineage: Eukaryota; Oomycota; Saprolegniomycetes; Saprolegniales; Saprolegniaceae. The record is from RefSeq and is a predicted model, not a curated record.